AAAAUUCCUCAUUCAACUUUCAUACGAAACUUGGUCCGAAAAUCACAACAGAAAACAGGUCUAAACAUUCAACAGAGAAUGAUCUGAACUGGAAUCAAACAACAGCUCUGUUUGCAACAGCUGUGUCUCUAACAUGACAAUCCCCAUCAUCUCAGCACUAAUAUAUGAAAGAACAACAGCUCUAUUUGCAGCAGCUAGCUCACAGGGGGAGUUCAGGGUGCGCCCAGCGCUCAGUAGCGAACACACAGUACGGGAGGCCGCUGGAUGCCGGGUUCAUUUGUUUCCUUUCCGAUUUCUGGCCUCGCCCGCUGUUUCCAGUGGACUGUGCCUGCGAACUCAAUGCCAAUGCAAGUUCCUGGAACAUACCUGCUUAGCAUGGACGCCCGUGAGUACGUUGCUCUUUUUGAAGGAAAGCAUGUGCAGCUCAUGUGGAACAUCACAACCAGCCAACCGACUUUGUGGAAAAUCACACCGGCGCAUUCAAAAGCUAGAUUCUUUUUAUAAAAAAAGAAAGGACAAUCCCACCCACACCACGAAUCACUUCUUCAGCUAAUCCAUCCACCGGUCACUUCUUCCCUCUCGGAGCGCGCGCGCACCAAUCCAUCGGUCACCCGCCUGCACGCCCAUGGCCAGCGCGGGUGCGGCAGCGGUGACGACGUCGGCGAGCGAGGUAUCGGUGAGCUCGCACCUGUUCACGGUGAGGGGCUACGGCAACACCAAGGGCAUCGGCGUCGGCGUCUCCAUCGAGUCGCCCGCGUUCGACGCCGCGGGGCACCGCUGGUCCGUCGUGUUCUACCCGGACGGCGAGAGCCAGGACGCCAGCGGGCAAAUCUCCGUCUUCGUCAGGCUCGUCAGCGAGGCCAGCGACGACGUCACCGUCCUCUACGGCUUAAGCCUCGUCGACCCGACCGGCGCCGCGCCGGCCGCGGAAGCCUCGAAGGCCCCAAAGAUCUCCACGUUCAGUUGUGGUGAGUCCAGAGGGCUCGGCUGUUUCAUGGAGCAGGAAACGUUCGAGGCUUCGCCGUACCUGCAGGACAAUUGCUUCACGAUCAAGUGUGUCAUCGGAGCCGUCAACGGACCAGGUGCAGCGCUGGCGCCGCCGGCCACCGAGCUGCGCCAUGGUUUCGAUCGCCUUCGGCUAGACGGCGCUGCGGACGACGCGUGGUCCGACAUCGGAGGGAGCAGCGGAGAAGCUAGCGACUGAACAAGAUAGCCAUGCUGCUCUACUAGCCUGUGCUAGGAGCGCAGGUGUAUCAGGGGAAAAGAAUAAACAGAGUUGCCUCUGGCAGUUCACCAAGCAUGUAUAUCUUUGUGGCUUGCAUGCUUUGCUCUUUAACAAAAACUCUAUGUACCUUGCUCUGUGCACAGAAAUAUGUAAUCAGGUUCGGACGGGUAAGGAUUGAAAUUGUGGACUGAUUUGCUGUCCAAACAAGCCUGCAAUGACUGAUUGCAGACUUGGGAUAGUAGCCGGAUAACAAGGGAAAGGCUGCAAUGAUUUCA
Panicum hallii is the source of this 1500-nucleotide messenger RNA. RefSeq names its product BTB/POZ and MATH domain-containing protein 2-like. The coding region runs from base 626 to 1204 and encodes 192 amino acids. The transcript has a single exon. Lineage: Eukaryota; Viridiplantae; Streptophyta; Magnoliopsida; Poales; Poaceae. Gene Ontology annotation, biological process: protein ubiquitination. Gene Ontology annotation, molecular function: protein binding. The record is from RefSeq and is a predicted model, not a curated record.